Hemiscyllium ocellatum (epaulette shark) is the source of this 4894-nucleotide messenger RNA. Its product is annotated as casein kinase I. The transcript is spliced from 13 exons. Lineage: Eukaryota; Metazoa; Chordata; Chondrichthyes; Orectolobiformes; Hemiscylliidae. Gene Ontology annotation, cellular component: nucleus; cytoplasm; plasma membrane. The record is from RefSeq and is a predicted model, not a curated record. Bases 389 to 1735 code for a protein of 448 amino acids. Gene Ontology annotation, molecular function: protein serine/threonine kinase activity; ATP binding. Gene Ontology annotation, biological process: endocytosis; positive regulation of canonical Wnt signaling pathway; peptidyl-serine phosphorylation.
CGCAUGCACAAAGGAGUUGCCCUGGUGCUGGAUUGGAAAUAGGUUUAAAAAAAAAUCCCAGCGGUGAUAUAAAAAAACAGCAAGAGAGGGAGACAGAAAUGAGGGAAGAAGCUGCUGCAACCCUUGCCUAGAAAAAAAAGGGCUACACGAAAGAAGGAACGUGAAAGAAUUCAGCUGUUCCAUCUGUAUUGUCACUUUGACCUAAGGAUGUGUUGUCUCUCAAAAGAUGUACAAAAGAAGACAAAAACGGAAGAUUUGUCGAGACCUUUGGUGGUGCUAAACUUGUAGUAGCCCAUCGUUUUAAUCGUGAUGAUAUUCUAAAAUUCCAAGUUUUGGCAUUGGUUUGCAUGGCAAAGUAACCGUGGAGAAGCCAGGCUACCACAAACUUAUGGAUUUUGAUAAGAGAGGGGGGAGGGGUGACACGGAAGAAACGAGAAGAAUGUCAAAAUCUGGCGGGCGCGGAACCAAUUGUGGCCGGAGUACAGGGACCAGUUCUGGAGUCUUAAUGGUUGGUCCCAACUUCCGCGUGGGGAAAAAGAUUGGAUGUGGGAAUUUUGGAGAGCUUCGUCUAGGGAAGAAUUUAUACACAAAUGAAUAUGUGGCCAUCAAACUGGAACCUAUAAAAUCCAGGGCGCCGCAACUUCAUUUGGAGUACAGAUUCUACAAACAGCUGGGAAAUGCAGAGGGAAUUCCUCAGGUUUACUACUUUGGCCCUUGUGGAAAGUACAAUGCCAUGGUACUAGAAUUGCUGGGACCUAGUUUGGAGGAUUUAUUUGAUCUUUGUGAUCGAACGUUUUCCAUUAAAACUGUAUUAAUGAUAGCCAUACAGUUGAUUACACGAAUGGAAUUUGUACACAGCAAAAGUUUGAUAUACAGGGAUGUUAAACCAGAGAAUUUCUUAGUAGGCCGACCAGGGAGCAAACGGCAACAUACCAUUCACAUCAUAGACUUUGGCCUUGCCAAAGAAUACAUAGAUCCAGAGACCAAAAAGCACAUCCCAUACCGAGAGCACAAGAGCUUAACUGGGACAGCACGCUAUAUGAGCAUAAAUACGCACCUUGGCAAAGAACAAAGUCGAAGGGAUGACCUUGAAGCAUUAGGACACAUGUUUAUGUACUUCCUGCGUGGUAGUUUACCUUGGCAAGGUCUGAAGGCUGAUACUUUAAAAGAGAGGUAUCAGAAAAUAGGUGACACCAAACGAGCAACGCCAAUUGAAGUCUUAUGUGACAAUUUCCCAGAAGAAAUGGCAACAUACCUCCGCUAUGUACGAAGACUUGAUUUUUUUGAAAAACCAGACUAUGAAUAUCUGCGAAAACUCUUCACUGAUUUGUUUGAUAAAAAUGGUUUUGUGUUUGAUUAUGAAUAUGACUGGGUUGGAAAACCACUACCAACUCCUAUUGGUUCAAUCCAUGCUGACAUACCACUCUCGCCACCCAACCGAGAUAAGGCACCACAACAAACCAAACAGUUGGCAGAUCGCAAUGGAGCUUGGGAACCUCAUUCCGGCUGUCAGCCCAGUACACAUCAUUUGGGAACACAUCUGACAUCAGACAGGCUCGGAGGUUCCAUACAGGUGGUGAGCUCAACAAAUGGUGAGCUUAACACAGAUGACCCCACAGCAGGACACUCCAAUGCACCCAUUACAGCCCCAGCAGAAAUUGAAGUGGCAGAUGAUACCAAGUGCUGUUGUUUCUUCAAGAGGCGGAAGAGGAAAACCAUUCAGCGGCAUAAGUGACUCUGGAAACUGCUGUGAGAUUUACGUGUGUGUUCUGCGACUUUCCAGUCAUACUAAAUUCAGAAAUCCAUCUCUUUUGUGGCAGACAUAUGCUGUUGUCUAAGAUCAUGACUUUUCUGCCCAGAAUUUUGGGCUUCUGACAUUGGUACUCUUUUCUGCUGUGAAGUUCUUACUGGUGGACUUGGCAAAUGCACCAUGCAAAAUUUUUACUUCCUUUUCUGUGGGAGUCCACGAAAGCAUCGUCUCCGAAAUGUGCAUUAAAUAGGAUUAGUUCUCUCAGUGGGAUCAAGGCAGUGUUGAGUUCAAGUUUUUAAAAAGUUCCAGAAUCGAAAUAGCAGGAAUUACUUCAAGGUUUUUGUAUGAUGUUGAUUUAAUUUGAAACUCAACUCUCGACAUGCUUCAUUCAUCUCCAGUGUUAUGUAAUCGCAAGUCAUGCGAUAACCUUUUUCUUUUUUUUCCCCCCUUUUGUUUUGAUCAACCUGAAUGCGUGGUGUAGUCACUGUCAUUGGGUACUGUUGGGAUAAGGAAAUACCUUGUAGGCUCCUUAUCUUUAAUUGCACUUUCGAUAACAGUAUGUAAGAGCUUUUGGAUCUGAUUGUGCAAAAACUGUUUCUAAAUGUACCUUUUUAAGGGAAUACAAAAACAGUAGGAAACGUAGCAUGUUUUUAAAUGUAAUAAUGUUUGCAAAAUGUAAGUGAAACAGUUACAUUAUUAAACUGGGUAGAAUUAAUGUGAUAGUUCACAGAAAACGAAAUCUUGUUCAAAUUCAGAUCUAGUUUGAGCUUUUAAGAUCCAGAUGUCAUUAGGGCUGUAUGUGAAUUGGGGAUGGUCAUCAUCAAAAUUUAGCAGCUGAAUCAUGUGAUAAAAGGGCACUUCAGACACAGUAUGUCGAUGUGCCUUUUAGUGGAGGCACUAUUAUGUUGGGUCUUGGCAGAACAACCCAGUUAAUAGGGUAAAGGUUUGGUAUAGUUGAAGGUUUCUGCCAUAGUCAUGCCAUUUUAUAAAAGAUCAACGCACAGGUUUUGUCAGCAAUACCCAAUUGAAGAACCAGGUAAGCAGAAAGAGGAUUUAAUAUUUCAAAACAUUUGGCAUUGACAAGCUUACAGAAAAGUACUUUGGAAGACAAAAUUCUUGACCUAGAUCAACUUGUUGAGUAAGAAAAUGAGAAAAGAACUUUGAAAAGUUUUCAGUGUAGACAGGAGCAGUGAAGAAGGACAAAUUAGCAAUGAUUUUUAAAAACCUAUCAGAGCAAGGAACAUUCUUGAGGUUUCAAUUACUUUGGAAAAUUAGUCACCUAAGCUGUGAGUAAGUACCUCAAUUUCUGGAUUGGAAGCCACAGCUAGUCUUAAGUGGGACAAAUUAAUUUGUAGCAAGUGUUCAUUUCAGAAGUUUACUGAUUACCAGUUUUACCCAUAGCUUUCAAUGUGCUCUAUGAUGACCGUAUAGCCAUAUUUUUGGUGUGUCGAACUACAAAGAUUUUAUGCACAAUUUUAUUUCAAAAAUCCAUUGUUUUUACUUUGAAAGACAUUUCAUUUAAAAAUUACACCAUUUUAGAACCCGCUGUAUUUCCCUUUUUUGUUUUAAAGCUGCAGGUUUUUCUCAGGAAAUUUGGGUACUUAAAAUGGACCCCUGACAAGACUGGGCUAUUGACUGAUUAUCCAUCUCAAUAGAUUCUUGUUAACUCUAGGUACAGGAGAAGCUUGUAUUACAAACUUCAACCUAGAGUGAAUCAUUGGUGUCCUGCACGUAGCUAAGCUUUUAGAUUAAGUCCCUUACUAUGAGUCAUCUUUACAGAAGCAGUUUCCAUUGGUGCAGUACUUAACAAGAGGUCCAUUUCUGGUGCAGAGAAACACUCAUCCACAACCACGUGCAACGUUUUCUUUGUGUAACAUUGAAUUUUUAGUUGGUUAAUUUUUUUUUUGAAUGCUUAAGUGUUGUUGUGGAUAGUGUCCAUUUGCCAGUGAGAUGUAAGAGGGAGGCCAACACAGAAACAAAAGGUUAGCUGUUACUGGUCGCCGUGGUGAAAUUUAUUUGUUCUUGGAUCGGGCUAAAAUAUUAAUGAAGAAAUACAAUUCUAAAUGGUUUUUCUAAGGAGAUAAACUGAAGUUUUUUUUUGCCUUUUGUUUUCUUUCCAAAAUCUCAUUGAGUAUUUGAAGACUUAGUUUGGCCAGUAUGGUUAAAGCACUUCUGAAAUCUAAUUUCAGGUGUGCCUGGUCCUUUCCAUAUGUUAAAAUAGAUGAUGAUUUUAGGUGAGAAUUACACUUUGUAGGUUUUUUUAAAAAAAUAAUGUUAAGCAUUGUGUUCACAAAUAUCUUGUGGGCUGUUAUUAUUUUCCGAAUAUUGAGAAUUCAACAUGUCAGAUAUGAGACUGCCCAAAGGUGUUUUUAGUUGAGGCUAGUAUUGCACACUUGUACUUUUAUUAAAUUCCACCCCCAAAAUAAACUAAUUAACAGUUAGAUACUAUAGACCUGUCCUGAGAGAAGGCAGAAUUGAUUUUGGAGUUGCCUAAAACAUGCACUUUCAUACUGGUGAUCUCAAAUCUGCACAAUCAAUGUUUAAUUUCCCUUGGACAGUAAAAUUAUGGAGUCAAGUGAUGAGCAAAGUGUAUCUUUAAAAAUAUAAACCUAAAGUUUGGUGGGCUGUUGACGGUCAUACCUUAUUUUAAUACUUAUUGUUGUAUAUAGACUUUCAAAAAUUUAUGUGGGUAGUUUAAGCUGCCAGAAAUGAGCAAAAGUUUGACUGUGAAUCAUCUCCAUUUCCACUUAAAUGGAUAGAAAGAGGAGUCUCAAAAAUGUCAAGGUAGUGCAAUGAUACCCACGCAUGCUGAGCAAUGUUUUGCAAAAUUCAUUUGCUGCCUUUUCUGCCAGGAUGGGUCUUUUAUUGUCUGGAAUGCGAUAAUCAUGAUUGAUAUUAUUGUGAACAUUAAAAGGCGUAUUAAUGUUUCAGAUUUUGUUACCUUUUUGUGGUGAACCAUAAUGCUCAGAAUAGCACAAAAACUGAAGAUUGAACUGUGCACUCUGUAUUUUGCCCAUAAUUUAACACUUGACACAAAAUGGUCUCUAUCCACAACAAGCACGUGAGCAAUUUCGGUAUGCUGUCAUUAAUUUUGGUGACUGUAAUAAGUGAAAAGAACCAAAUAAAGGGAAUACAAGCAAUUUA